AACGACUAAUCAAUCAUUCACAAACAUAAUUACUUGAUUUGAUCUUUUUCGUAGUUGAUUUUGAAGGUCAUUUCCGCCAAACCAGUCCAUCCGUGGGCCGUACGUUGACUAUAUCGGGUUUUGUCGAUCCGAUUUUUCUGAUGGAGAUUUGUAAAUUACCGGCUCGAUUUUCUGGUAUUCCUUUACAAUUCAGCGCUGUUGCAAGAACUCCUGGUCAUACAAGAGCCCGUCGGUCAACGAUUUUUCGGUGUUCAACUGUAACCGCCGCGUUUAGCAGUUCUCAAACGUACAAAUUAGAGCGGUCUCAAGGCAAAAUGUUUAUUCUCGGCAUGGGCUUUGUCGGACAAAUCUUCGCACAAGAGCUCAAGAAUGAAGGCUGGGUUGUGUCUGGGACUUGCACGACUGAUAUGAAGAAGGAGGAACUUCAAGAGAGGGGAUUUGAUGUUUACCUUUUCAAUGCGAAUGAACUUGAACUGAGGAUUUUAGAUUCUUUGAAACAUUAUUCUCAUCUUCUUGUGUCUAUUCCACCUGUUGUUGGUGUUGGUGAUCCGAUGCUUCAGCAUGCAGAACUUUUACGAAGUACAUUAGUGGAUGGACAUCUUCAGUGGCUUGGUUAUUUGUCAUCGACUGGUGUAUAUGGACAUUGUGGUGGUGUGUGGGUAGAUGAGGAUUAUCAGGCUAGUCCUACAACCGAGUUAGGUAAAUUUAGGUUAGCUGCUGAGGAAAGAUGGUUAAAUCUUGCACAUGAUAUUGGGCUCUCAUCACAAGUAUUUCGGCUUGGAGGUAUCUAUGGCCCUGGUAGAAGUGCUGUUGACACAAUAGUUAGGCAGGUACCUCUGUCAGAAAGUCAGAAAUUGAGAAGUUCCAGGAAAUACACAUCUAGAAUUCAUGUUGAUGAUAUCUGUCAAGUACUGAAGGCCAGCAUUCAUAAACCGUCUUCUGGGAAUAUAUACAAUGUUGUUGAUGAUUACCCUGCUCCACGAGAAGAGGUAUUUGCAUAUGCAUUGGACUUGGUUGAGGAAAAGUGGCCUGGCAGAUUCAAACAACGCACAUCUGUGGAGGAAGCAGAACCAUUUUGUACAAGGGGAAGUUCGAGGGGCGAGAAGCGAGUUUCUAAUGCACGUAUCAAGAAAGAAUUAAGUGUAAGGCUUUUGCAUCCAAGUUAUAAAUCAGGAUUGCGGAGCAUUAUUGACCAAAUGGAGAAGCCAUAUCAAAGCAGUCUCUUAUGUUCAUGAGUAAUAACAUCACCAAACAAUUAUCUCAAUCAUGCACGAUAAAAAGCCUCUUUCUAUCGGACAAAAAGAAAUUUGACAAUUGGGGAUGCUAUAGAUGUAUUGUAUUUUGUAAGUGGCUGUACAUAUAUCUAUGUAUUUAAUAUGAUAAGUGAAAUAUCGACUAGUUUGGCACCUUGAAAAAUAGAAAUUAGUUGAAAAACUAAAUCAAUUGGAUUGAAAUAAGACUCUUAAAUCGUUCAGAAUGUUUAUAGUUUUAUACUGA
Pistacia vera is the source of this 1497-nucleotide messenger RNA. Its product is annotated as protein YeeZ. The record is from RefSeq and is a predicted model, not a curated record. The transcript is spliced from 8 exons. The coding region runs from base 141 to 1235 and encodes 364 amino acids. NCBI's taxonomy places the organism in Eukaryota, Viridiplantae, Streptophyta, Magnoliopsida, Sapindales, Anacardiaceae.